GUUUGGGUCAGAGGCGUGGCUUAAACAGAAGCGAUAAAUCUGAUUGGCUGUUGGCUUCUCGUAGUUUUCAAAUCGAGCAGCAGCUGACGGAGCUGACGGAGCUGUCACAACAGGAGGAGAGAACGUGUGCCCUGAACUCCUUUAACAGUCUGUCGUGUCGAGGCCAUGAGGACGAACGAGUUUGACUCUUCCUCUGAAGACGAGGAGGUCGGAGACGAGCAGCUGACUCCUCUCAACAUCUCCUGGUUACCUCUGUCUAUCGUGGAGAGCUCACAGUUCCUGGGGAUAUGUGCACUACCUGGUUGCAGAUACAAAGACAUCCGCAGGAGUCUGGAGAGAGACGUGGAGGAGCUGCAGAAUCAGGGGGUGCAGGAGGUCUUUGUUUUCUGCACCAGAGGAGAGCUCAACAAGUACCGGGUCCCCUCGCUGCUGGAUGCGUACCGCCUGCGAGGCUUCAGCAUCCAUCACUGGCCCUUUCCAGACGGGGACGCCCCUGAGCUGGAGCAGUGCUGUCAGAUCCUGGAGGAGCUGCAGGUCAGCCUGGAGACCAACCGGAGGACGGUGAUCCACUGUUACGGAGGUCUGGGUCGCUCUGGAUUAAUCGCUGCCUGUCUGUUGCUUCAGCUCUCGUUGACGAUGACGCCGAACAAAGCGAUUGAAAUCCUGCGUGAGCACCGAGGAGGAGGAGCGAUACAGACUGUGAAGCAAUACAACUUCCUCCACGAGUUUCGGGAACGUUACUCGUCCUUCGUAGAGAGCAGAGAGGGUUCCACAGAGCGCUCCGUGUCUCGGUGAUCGCUGCUUUCCUCUUCAGAUCCUGAGCUGCAGAAAUAUCGGUCUAUCUCUUCAGAGUGAUUCUUUCCUGACUGUGUGUGACGUCAUUGCACUUUAAGAAAAUACGCUAAUAUAUAUGUCGCUUUUUUUUCUGUCCUCAUUUUAAUCAAAUAAAAGAUGUGAUGAGGAAAUCCUG
Messenger RNA from Notolabrus celidotus (New Zealand spotty), 970 nucleotides. It is a transcript of the gene cdkn3, whose product is annotated as cyclin-dependent kinase inhibitor 3. Gene Ontology annotation, molecular function: protein tyrosine phosphatase activity. Gene Ontology annotation, cellular component: nucleus. Gene Ontology annotation, biological process: protein dephosphorylation. The coding region runs from base 166 to 795 and encodes 209 amino acids. The transcript has 8 exons. NCBI's taxonomy places the organism in Eukaryota, Metazoa, Chordata, Actinopteri, Labriformes, Labridae. The record is from RefSeq and is a predicted model, not a curated record.